AAAUGAUCAUGGACAAUUAGGAAAAGUAAAUGCAGAAAUAAAUGAUCAAAAUGAAAAUAAAGAAAUUAAAGAAAAUGAAAGUGGCUAUAUUCAUAAUCCCGUUCCAUUAUAUUAUCUUCCACAAUAUGUUUUAUUUCCUAAAUCUUCGAAAAUUCAAAGUUGUGCUUGCGGAUCAGAACAUUCUUUGGUUAUAUCGACAUCCAAUGAGUGUUUUUCUUGGGGAUGGAAUGAACAUGGAAAUUGUGGCAUAGGUAAUAAUAUUGAUCAAUGGACGCCGGUAAAAAUUAAUUUAUCAAAUAAGCAUAUAAUUGUUAAAAAAAUUGCUACCG
Racocetra fulgida is the source of this 329-nucleotide messenger RNA. Lineage: Eukaryota; Fungi; Glomeromycota; Glomeromycetes; Diversisporales; Gigasporaceae. The record is from the annotation of a GenBank genome assembly.